Messenger RNA from Aspergillus viridinutans, 555 nucleotides. RefSeq names its product cell wall mannoprotein 1 family protein. NCBI's taxonomy places the organism in Eukaryota, Fungi, Ascomycota, Eurotiomycetes, Eurotiales, Aspergillaceae. The transcript has a single exon. The record is from RefSeq and is a predicted model, not a curated record. Gene Ontology annotation, cellular component: extracellular region. Bases 1 to 555 code for a protein of 184 amino acids.
AUGCGGUUCCUCUUCUCCCUCCUCGCGGCCACGGCCCUCGCCAGCGCCAUUCCAACAGCCACAAUCACCAAACGCGACGCCACAGCCGUCGUAGACGCAGUCAACACCAUCGCCAGCCAAAUGGUCGUCCUCAACAACACCGUCACUUCCUACGACGGCGGCAUCCUAGGCACCAUCACAGCCCUCAAGAUAGAAAUCGAAUCCGUCAAGCUCUCCAGCGACCUCAAGGACGCGAUCUCCACCACGCAGGCCGCAGCCAACUUCACAAACGCGGAAUCGCUCACCGUCGCAUCAGCGUUCAUCAACCUCGAGCCGCAGAUCUUCUCCACGCUGAACAAUAUCGUCGCGAAGAAGCCAAAGUUUGAUACGGGGUUGUUGGGGAUCGGAUCGUUGGCGUUCCUGGUUAAGGGGAAUCUGCAGCAGCAGAAAGAUUUGUCGGCGCAGCUUGGGGAUGCGGUUGCGGCGAAGUUGGCGCCGUUGUAUGCGCAGCUUGCGCCGAUGAUCAAUAAGCAGAUUGCGGAUGCGUUUGAUAAGGCGAUUGCGGCGUAUAGUUGA